AUAGGCCAAGAGUCCACAAGGCAAUAGUCAUUUCGAGAGGUUUGUCACAGGACAGAAGAUUAGGACAUCCUUGCACUGAUAUCGUACGGACAUCUCGAGAUGAAGCUCUUCGUGCUUCUCCUCCUUGUAGCGGCAGCGACUGCAGAACUCGAGAGAAUCAAUUCGCAGGGAACUGGUGAUGAUGGCGAUGAAUUCGACUCCAAUGCCGUUCUCAUCAGGCACGUCCGUACACCACCCGUGUUGGCCAGGGGGUUGCUCUCCUUCAUGACACAGAAAUUCGUCAACAAACACGUGGUCAACGUUGGGGACAUGUCCUUCAGACACCUGCGUGGUAAAGCAUGGGAGGAGAAUUUCGAGAGAUUCGCUCUACAGAAGGCGCGGAAUGGUUACAGACGUGACGAUGUACCGAUCCGCGAUGCCCUUCCCAACACCCUCACCAUAAUUGAGACAAACGCUGCCGAUCGCGGAAAACUUUCCGAAGAAUUCCGAAACCGCGACACGACCUCUUCAAAGUUUAUCACCGAUGACGAGUUUAAGGUGCACACCCUGACCAAGAACAACAACAAGUUUGACUAUAUUGAGACAAGUCAGGAGAAGGUCGAAAUGGGGAUUGACCAUAAUGGGAAUGUCAAUCAUUUUGCUGGGACUGUCAAAUGCCGAAACAACGGCAGGCGCGGAUCACGGCAGAGGAGGUCUGUCUUCAGGCUGAAAGGCAAGCUUUGCACACGCACUUGGAUAAACCCGUCCCCGCCAGAGUCUUCACUGGGUACGAACUCGGGGACGUCGGGUCAGUCUGGAACGGGCAAUGGGCAGACCGGGCAGACUCGGCCACAGCGCUCCUGUCGCAGAGGCUACCGUCGUGUCGCCGGGAGAUGCGUGAGGCAAAGACGAAGGCAAAGUGGUUAGGCACCCUUUGAGUAUACUCCAGACGCAGUGAAUCGGCCUCGUCCCUCACCAUAUCAGACACUAUGAAUAAGAUGACGAAAUGGAAUGCUUUGGGAGAUGUUCUGUUAAGUUACUUUAGUGAAGACAGCUAAAUUUCGCUGGAUAUCUUUCAUGAGGCUGAAGUUCUUUAAAAAACCAGCCCCGUUCGUAUUAAUUGAGUUUUCUUGUGACUCAGCUUAGAAAUAAACAUUGCUGCAGUGCAGUUUUGUGCACGCAAAUACGCUGAAGCUUGGCAGGUAUUUGUAUAGUCUAAACGACGGUAUUAACAAAGCCAAGUAAUUUUUAAACCAUUGAUAAUAAACGAUAUGAGACAAUAA
Messenger RNA from Lineus longissimus, 1262 nucleotides. RefSeq lists its product as uncharacterized. The record is from RefSeq and is a predicted model, not a curated record. Lineage: Eukaryota; Metazoa; Nemertea; Pilidiophora; Heteronemertea; Lineidae. Bases 100 to 906 code for a protein of 268 amino acids. The transcript has 3 exons.